AUGGCUUCGUCUAUCCUUUUCUCGUUGAUCUUUGCCUCUUCGGUCGCUGGCCACGGGUACCUGACUAUUCCGUCCAGCAGAACCCGUCUCGGAUUCGAGGCUGGUACCGACACUUGCCCAGAAUGUACCAUCUUGGAGCCCGUCGCUUCCUGGCCCGAUCUUGAUGUUGCGCCCGUCGGCCGCAGCGGCGUGUGCGGCUAUAAUGCUCGCGUCAGUGUCGACUACAACACGCCUGGCGCCUCUUGGGGCCAGUCCACCGUCGCCACCUACACGCCGGGACAAGUCGUCGACGUGCAGUGGUGCGUGGACGCCAACGGCGACCACGGCGGCAUGUUCAGCUACCGCAUCUGCCAGGACCAGGACAUUGUCGACAAGUUCCUGACCCCCGGCUACACGCCGACCGACGCCGAGAAGCAGGCGGCCCAGGACUGCUUCGACGCCGGACUGCUCGAGUGCACCGACGUCUCGGGGCAGACGUGCGGCUACAACCCCGACUGCACCUCGGACCAGGCAUGUUACCGCAAUGACUGGUUCACCUGCAACGCCUUCAACGCCGACAGCCGCCGCGGAUGCGAAGGUGUCGAUAAUGCGGCCCUCAACUCUUGCGCGACGACCAUUGCUGGCGGGUACACGGUGACCAAGAAGAUCAAGAUUCCAGACUACAGCUCGGCGCACACCCUGCUGCAGUUCAAGUGGAACUCUUUCCAGACGGGUCAGAUUUACAUCUCGUGCGCCGACAUUGCCAUUAGCGGCAGCGGCAGCGGUGGCGGAUCCUCCAGCUCAAGCUCGACCUCGACGGCCACCUCGACGACCCUGUCCACCAAGACCACGACGACGACGUCGUCGACGUCGACCUCGACGGCCUGCAGCAGCAACGCCGCCACCGUGGCCGUGAGCUUUGCCGAGUCCGUCACGACGGCCUAUGGCGACACCAUCAAGCUGGUGGGCUCCAUUUCGCAGCUGGGCAGCUGGACCGUGGCCAGCGCGCCCGCCAUGUCGGCCGCCUCGUACACGGCCGCCAGCCCGCUGUGGACGUACACGCUGUCGCUGCCCGCGGGCACGGCGUUCGAGUACAAGUUUGUCAAGGUCAGCUCCUCGGGCGCCAUUACCUGGGAGAGCGACCCGAACCGCUCGUACACGGUGCCGACUUCGUGCUCGACCACGGCGAGCGUCAGCGCUUCAUGGAGAUGA
Molecule: messenger RNA, 1191 nt
Organism: Pestalotiopsis fici W106-1
Lineage: Eukaryota; Fungi; Ascomycota; Sordariomycetes; Amphisphaeriales; Sporocadaceae
Exons: 2
Coding region: 1-1191 (396 amino acids)
Molecular function (GO): starch binding
Source: RefSeq, a predicted model, not a curated record